AUGUUUUUUAAUUUCAUGCGCAUGAGCCCAUCAAAUUUUGAAGAUCUGGUUAUUUUAGUUGCUCCUUUAAUUUACAGACAUCCAUACAGGCAUGAUAUUCUUUCACCCAGGGAAAUAUUAUCUGCAACAUUGAGGUACUUCGCAACUGGUGAUAGUAUGGCCAGUAUAAUGUAUUCUUUUAGAAUAGGAGAGUCUACUGUAUCGGGACUUAUAAAACAAUGUUGUUUGGCUUUAUGGGAAGUACUCAAAGAUAAAGUGUUUUUUACUCCAAAUAAGCACGCUUGGUUGGAAGUGUCUGGAGGAUUCAGAAAUAAUUGGAAUAUGCCUAACUGUAUGGGAGCUAUGAAUGGAAAACAUAUUGUUCAUCAGGCAUUUUCGAAUAGUGGUUCGAUGUAUUAUAAUUACAAAGGAGCUCACAGCAUUGUACUCUUAGCAAUAUGCGAUGCCAAGUACAAUUUUACAGCUGUCGAUAUUGGAGCACCAGGACGGUGCAGUGAUGGGGGAGUCUUUAGACAAUGCAAUUUAGGCAAACAAAUUUUAACUAAUGAAAUAGAUUUUCCUGAUGAUGCACCAAUUUAUAGUUAUAAUGGGCUUAUCCCAUACUAUAUUGUGGCAGAUGAAGCAUUCAUGUUGUUACCAAACGUCAUGAGACCCUAUCCUGGCCGAUCAAAGGCAAAUUUGCCUAUUGACCAAGCAGUUUUUAACUAUAGAGAUAUGGGACCAAAUUAUCACGGCCAAACAGCUAAAGUGAUUAGAGAGAAAAUAACAAAUCAUUUAAUGAACGAAGGAGAAUUGCAAUUUCAAUAUGACAAAAUUUAA
Macrosiphum euphorbiae (potato aphid) is the source of this 819-nucleotide messenger RNA. The record is from the annotation of a GenBank genome assembly. Lineage: Eukaryota; Metazoa; Arthropoda; Insecta; Hemiptera; Aphididae.